Molecule: messenger RNA, 1400 nt
Organism: Colletes gigas
Lineage: Eukaryota; Metazoa; Arthropoda; Insecta; Hymenoptera; Colletidae
Product: zinc metalloproteinase nas-13-like
Exons: 4
Coding region: 238-1128 (296 amino acids)
Biological process (GO): proteolysis
Molecular function (GO): zinc ion binding; metalloendopeptidase activity
Source: RefSeq, a predicted model, not a curated record
CGUGGGAGCCUUCGAGGAAUCAAACUGGUAAAUCUCAACUUCCUGUUACCCAAAGUCCACGGUUAUCAGUGACCGACCCUGAUCGUUUCCGCAAUGGAAGCAUUGAGCUGAUCCACGGGUGGGGUUCACCGGUUGCGUAUAAAAUCUGGAAGACACGGUCGAUUUUCGUCAGUGGAAUUGCUUCGAAUACUGGAUCCAUUUCACUCUCGAGCACUCUUUGUCUGAAAGAAGCACGCCAUGAGUCGUUGCACGAUCGUUCCCUUCCUCGUGUUCAGUUUCUUCUCCGUCGCGCACGCAUGGCCGUUCCAUCGUCGCGACGUUCUGGACAAUUCCGUGGAAAGUCCCGACGGGGUGAUCGCUCAUCUGCAACACUUUGGCGCGGCUCUCUACAGAGUGCCGGACAACGCGACCGGGGAGAUCGUGGCUAACUGGCACGAGGGCUGGGACCGGAAUCCAGAAGAAUUGGGCAGCUACGCGGAGGGUGACAUUUUGUUUCCGCCGCAGUUGGAGAAAAAUGGCCUGAAAGCGGAAUCCGCUCGAUGGCCGGGCGGCGUCGUACCUUACAUGCUCAGCCCCUACUUCAAUGCACAACAGCGAAAAUUAAUUAACGACGCGAUGAACGACUACCACAAAUACACGUGCAUCAAGUUCAAGCCUUACAAUGGCGAGGAAAGCGAUUAUGUCAGGAUCACGGCCGGGAAUAGCGGUUGUUGGAGCAGCGUGGGGCGGCUCGGUGGCCGACAGGACGUGAAUCUUCAGGUUCCGGGGUGUCUGGUGAAAAAGGGUACCGUGAUACACGAACUGAUGCACGCCAUUGGCUUUUUGCACGAACAGAGCAGAUACGAGCGGGACGACUUCGUCUCGAUUCAUUGGAACAACAUCUUGAAUGGUCAUUCUGGGAAUUUUGAGAAAGCCUCGAGACAGACUACAGACGCCUUUGGCGUUGGAUACGAUUACGGGAGCGUAAUGCAUUAUUCGGCGAACGCGUUUUCCAGGAACGGUCAGCCCACCAUUGUACCAAGAGGCGUGUCCAAAAUCGAACUGGGUCAGAGGGAUGGAUUCAGCAAAAGAGAUAUUCAGAAGAUUCGAAAGAUGUAUAAGUGCAAUAAACGCAGGCGAAGUUAUUGAUAAUAACUUCGAGAUACGAACGCUCGUAAACGACGAUUUGAACAAAAUAUGGAUAUUCCUGGUACUGGAUGAAAAGGAAGAAGAAUGAAGAGUCUAGUCUUUUACAAUUACACGUAGCUUAAGUUUGAUGAUAAUGAAUGCAAAUGAAACCUAGGAAUAACUAUGGCAAAGCUAUACUGACGACGAAACGAAACAUAUGUAUAUUUGAAAAAGUGUUUCUUGCGUGUGAGUGUAUUUAAAUAAUACUAUUAUACUUGGUGUAUAAGAACUUG